AUGGAGGGAAACGACAAGGGCAAAGACGCUACGGAUAGCGCCCCCAUCAGACCCGUAUCCUCACUUCUUUCCCACUUCGAGAACCUCUCGCAUCGUCGUUCCCCGUCCGCGGUCCCAAACGGUACCCGCGAUUCCUACCUGCUCAAGGCCCCGGAGCUAGGCGACGAUCUCCGCUCAUCGCGAGCCUCUUUGGACCUACCUCGUCCGUCCCCUUGGGUUUCUGGGGCCGAUACACCAAAUGGUCAACGGAAUGAUUAUACGAACGGUGUUGCCCGGCGAAAUGGUGGAUCUCCGGGGAUAUCACCUGGAAGGCGACAGAAUAGGCCGAUGUCGAUGGUCUUCCACUCGUCACCGCAACUGGCACCUACCUUGACGGUAGACUCUCCCCGUUCUCCGCCACGUGGGUUUAGUACCGAUGGCGCUCGUGGAGAUGGUACUCGUUUCGCUCGCAGUCCGCCCAAUGCCUCGCGGGAAUCACUGCACCUUUCGUCUGGGAAAUCGUCGUCCAGUCGUCCGACCACCCCCAACAAUGUGAUAUCCACGGCAACGGAUCGGCCAUCCGGACUGUCCCCGAGGUUAUCGACCUCUGUAGGAUCGAAUGGCGCAAGUCCUACCUUGCCUCCUCUCAACCGAGCAACGAAACCUAAGAUUCCGGCCAAACCCGCAUCCCUAUCGUUUCACGAUUCGAGCGCCUCUCUUGCACCACAAGCGUCGUCACAGGAGCAUGUAUCGCCUUUCAGUACGCCGCCGGGCAGCCCAGAAAAGACACCGCCGAGCCGACCUACGGGUACAGUACCAGUACAACCAGCACGACGGCCCCCUCAGCGGCAGUCUCCACCUCUGUCUGCCGUUGAUAUGCCAACGCGGCGGUCAAUGGAGAGAUCACCUGGUCCCGUAGAAUAUUCACCAGCCCCUAGGGCCUCGUCAGCUUCGCGGCGCUCUCCGGCUCCUGAACCUCCGUGGCAAUCAAAGCCAUUGACGGUACAGAUCCCUCCUAGGGGACCUUCUGCACAAGCUCCCCCUUUAAGCGCGCCACUAUCUGCACGAUUGAAUCAGAGGAGCGACAGCCCUCAUGCGCGACCGGGCCUUCCACCACGGCACCCAUCAACGACCCGACGAAGCGGUAGGUCUCCUUCAAGGCAAGCCUCGACUGUCGAGCAUCCUGCGCCCUCUCGACCCGCUCCAAGAACCGACCCAAUUCCGACACCUAAAAUCCAGCGUCAGCCGUCAUUUUCUCGAGAAAACAAGCUAGCGCCCCCACAAUCAGCUUCCCGCCCUGUCUUGAGCGAAGAAGAACCACUGUCUGACGAGCCGCCAUCACGUACCGAUUAUCCAGACGCCUCGAAUACGAACCGGCGGCCACCAAUUCUGAGAUCUGGCCCUAGAGAGAUUAAUACGCGCUACGAUACUCGGCUGAUGGACGUGUGUGGGAAACAUGUCUGCACCACCGGCUAUAUAACACGCGUCUGGGACCUUACGACAGGUGAGCAGAUAAUGAGUCUGAGUCAUGGUGAAACGGUCAAAAGUCUAUCGCUGGCCUUCAAACCCGGCAAUGGGCUUGAGGAUGAGGGCCAGCGUGUCUGGAUCGGCACCAAUGCCGGGGAGCUCCACGAAAUCGAUAUUUUCUCUGGAUCUAUCGUGGCAUCGCGGUCGUACCCGUCGCGACGGGAAGUUAUCAAGAUCCUGCGACAUAAGAAAGACAUGUGGACUCUUGACGAUGAAGGCAGGUUGCUAGUGUGGCCACCAGAUGAAACGGGGGUCCCGAAUCUACAAUAUAGCUACCACAACCCUUACGAUAGGGUCGCAAGAGGUCAUACCUUCUCCAUGGUCGUUGGAGACACACUUUGGCUGGCUACGGGAAAAGAAGUACAUAUUUACCGACCGAAUGUCCCCGACGACGUUUCCUUCAGAGUCCUGAAGAAGCCGCUGGGUUCGCAUCAUACGGGAGAAGUUACCUCUGGCGCCUAUACCACGCGAGGUGGCGGUCGAGUGUAUCUGGGUCAUGCCGAUGGCAAAGUUACUGUCUACUCCGCAAGCAAUUAUGCCUGUCUCAGCGUGGUAAACGUCAGUGUAUACAAAAUCAACUGCUUGGGCAUUGUGGGCGACAACCUAUGGGCCGCCUACAAGACCGGCAUGAUCUACGUGUAUGAUACAAGUACAAAUCCCUGGACUGUCUUGAAGGAUUGGUGCGCACAUUCCAGCCCUGUAUGCGGGUUCCUACUCGAUUCAAGCAGCGUCUGGACGAUGAAUCGGCUGCAAGUUACCUCUCUCGGGACGGACAAUUGCAUCCGUCUCUGGGAUGGGAUGCUCGAAGACGAUUGGCUAGAAAUCCAGAUGCAGAAGAGAGACGUGGAGUUUUGCAGCUUCCGCGAGAUUAGUGCAGUGAUUAUGACCUGGAACGCCGGUGCUUCUACCCCCGGUAGUGUGCGCACGUCUACCUUUAUCCAAGAUGCGAUCCGUCCGGAGAAUCCGCCAGAGAUUCUAGUAUUCGGCUUCCAGGAGCUAGUCGACCUCGAAAACAAGAAAAUAACAGCCAAGAGUUUGCUUCUGGGAAGCAAGAAGAAGGAAAGCGGCGAGAAAGAGCAUAUGAGUCGUCAGUACCGUGUGUGGAUGGAGCACUUGACGCGCUGUAUCAACGAUUGUAUGCCGCUCGAGGAGUCCUAUGUGCUCCUGCAUAGUGCGAACUUGAUUGGUCUUUUUACGUGUAUAUUCGUCAAGCACAAAGAACGGCCGAAGAUCAAGGAUGUUAGUGCUGCUGAAAUAAAACGGGGUAUGGGAGGAUUGCACGGUAAUAAGGGUGCUCUUGUUUUCCGCUUUGUUCUGGACGACAGCUCCCUCUGCUUUGUGAACUGCCAUCUAGCAGCAGGACAGACGCAAACCACGCACCGCAACAACGACAUCGCCGCCAUUCUUGAGACCGAGUCGCUACCUGUGGAGACAAGCUUGACAUCUCGGCUGAACCACUUUGUCAGUGGUGGGGAUGGCUCAAUGAUCAUGGACCAUGAGAUCUGCGUCCUGAAUGGAGACCUCAAUUACCGUAUCGACUCGGUGCCGCGGCAUGUGAUCAUUGAGGACAUACGAAAUAACAAUCUCACGAAGCUGCUGGAACGCGAUCAACUCAAUGCGUCAAGACGUAAAAAUCCAGGUUUCCGGCUGAGGGCGUUCCAAGAAGCGCCAAUUACUUUCGCUCCGACAUACAAGUAUGAUGUGGGCACGGACGAAUACGAUUCCAGUGACAAAAAGCGAUCACCCGCUUGGUGUGACCGGGUCCUGUACAGAGGAUUAGGCAGGGUCAAGCAACUCGAGUAUCGACGCCAUGAGGUUCGAGCGUCAGAUCAUCGGCCAGUGAGCGCAACGUUCAAGCUCCGCAUCAAGACUGUGCUUCCCGAUAAGCGAGAGGCUCUGUGGGAAACUUGUCAGAAAGACUUCCAGGCUGAAAAACGGAGGCUUGCAUCUGAGGCUAGCAUUGAGUACCUCAUCAGCAUCCUCGGAACUGACCCAAAACAAGCGCGAGCCCUUAUUCUGGGCAACUGA
This is a messenger RNA of Aspergillus mulundensis, 3534 nucleotides long. Its product is annotated as putative inositol polyphosphate phosphatase. Gene Ontology annotation, biological process: phosphatidylinositol dephosphorylation. NCBI's taxonomy places the organism in Eukaryota, Fungi, Ascomycota, Eurotiomycetes, Eurotiales, Aspergillaceae. The record is from RefSeq and is a predicted model, not a curated record. Gene Ontology annotation, molecular function: protein binding; phosphatidylinositol-4,5-bisphosphate 5-phosphatase activity. The coding region runs from base 1 to 3534 and encodes 1177 amino acids. The transcript has 6 exons.